AAUAUUUUUAUCAUAUAUUCCAAAUUGAAUAUAUAUAUUUACAUAAUAGUGUGAAAUGGUAAAAAAUUACUCAGAAUAAAUUUUAGAUUACAGUCAUACCAAACAAUUAAAAUCUAUGUUUCUCACUAUUUGUUAUACGAAGUUUUACUUUGUCUCACUAAAAUGGUGCAGGGCAUCUUACAUGGUGCAAGCCUUCUCAUGGCAUUGUGAAACUUGGAUGGUGCAAUUCGGGAUGACAGGUGCGGACUUGGAUGGUGCCUGCGAGACGAGGAAGGAACUUUUGUUGUUGGUGCUGCUCAACCAUGGCCGGGGAACCUUUCGCUGCUUGGAGCCGAACUUGUUGGGAUUCAGAAGGCUUUUAAGCUGGCUGAAAGAGCUUGGAUGGACAGCUAUUGAGGUUGAAUCUGAAGCAGUUGGUGCCAUAUCUGAAAUAUCAAAUGGGUCGAGCUGCUCUUUGAUUUGUUUAUUGAGACGAAAUAAGAGAUUUAGAGGGAAAAAAUUCGAGCAUUUCU
Molecule: messenger RNA, 512 nt
Organism: Cuscuta epithymum
Lineage: Eukaryota; Viridiplantae; Streptophyta; Magnoliopsida; Solanales; Convolvulaceae
Source: the annotation of a GenBank genome assembly